AUGACACCCGCCCUCCGUGACAGCCUCUCGAGCCCCCUAACCAUAUCCACAACCCACACCGCCGCCACCUUCCCGGUCACACCCCCCGUCCACCCGGACCUCUCCCGCCCCCGCCUCAAACAAAUCGCCCGCUGGAUCCGCGACGAACUCGACCUCCGCGUCGCCCGCGACGGCCCGGACGUCCUCCGCCCAGACGACGUGCUCACCCUGCACGAAACGCUCGUCGCCCUCCGCCAAGCGCAAAACAUCACCAUCUCCGUCCUCCGCGCAACCGGCAUCCACAAAGCCGUCCAAGACGUUGCGGGCGUGGCAACGCGGUGGCCGAGCAGGUUGUGCGACGACUGCGACAAGAUUGUAGACAGUUGGACGGCGAAGUUUGGGCCGUUUAGCGAGAUUCACCCGUUUUUGUAUGGGAGGGGGGGUCGGUUGGAGGGGAUUGCUAGUGUGAAUGAGUAUUCUAGGGAGGCGUUGCUUAAGCGCUGGGCGGAGACUUGUCCCGAGAAGAUUCAUCCGAAGAGGAGCCAUAAAUUGGGGGAUUUGGGGUUUGUGGCUGGGACGUGGUGGAUCAACCCUCUAUUCGCACACCAUGCUGGCAUCAUCGGGCUUGAGGCAUGCGAUGGCGGUACGACGUACGACAAACACGGUGCAUAUGCUCUUCUACUCAAGGAUACGGGCGAGAUUGAAGCUUCGUCCGAAGAACGCUUUACCUAUCGUGUUCCGCAGAAUGACAAGGGUAAGUUCCGUCUUACCUCUGCUACACCCAAGAGCCGAGAUCCUGUGAGGGUACUUCGCAGCCACAGCAUCAACAGCGUCUGGGGACCAAAAGCAGGUGUGAGAUACGAAGGCUUGUACAGCGUCCGAGGCUGGUCCAUCAAGCAAGCCAAAAGCAGUAACCUUGCUGGUGGGCAAUGGAAAGAAGGCGAUAUCCUAUUCGACGUCCUGUUUGAGAGGACCGACUCAGUGCCCAUGGCGGUAGUCACCAAGCGACCCACAGCAACCGAAGUCGAUGAUUACGCCGAGUACAAGCGUCUCCGCAAGGUGAACCGAGACGGUAAACGCAAGUCACACAGCACCCUUCCCGUAGGCGCCAACAAAAGCGAUUUCUCAACCCCGCUCAAGACAGCACCACCAGUCACACCGCACGUAGUCCCCAAACCCCUCCCAACAGAACCCCCACCGUUCGAACCCCGCAAAGGCAUAUUCAAGCACCUCCACUUCGACGAAGAAGCCCACGUCCACGUCCUCGACAAAGAAGACGUCAUAUCCCCCAAAUCCGUCCCCGAAGCCGACCCCCUCACCUCCACCGCUACAAUGAGCAAAAGCAACACGCUCCUCGUCCCAGCUAAACCCAGCCGCACAAACACUCACAGCAAAGCCGAUGUAUCCACAACAGGCGGCGAACCGCGCAGACACGCCAGUCCCGCGGGUUCAAACGCCAGCAGCGCUCAUACCCACGCCUCAGCUACCACUUUCCCCGGCAUCAACAUCCGCGAAGUCGCACCGUGGAUUGACUACGAUGCUGACUUGUCCUUACCUUCGCCUCCAGAGGACUCGACGAUUGUGCACCAGCGUCCUAUCAUCACUCAGUCUAUCGCUACUGAUUCUAUCAAAACGAGUAUUUCAAGGGAUACGUUUGGGGUGGGGAAGAAGGAUGGAGGCAAGAGGAAGAGUAUUCUUGUGAGGAAUCGGAAUCCGGUGGGGAGGUUGUUUGAUGGCGUUGUUGAGGAAGAAGAAGUGGAUGAGAAGGCAGGGAAGUGGAAUACUGUAACGACACCUCCUAUGUUCCACGACUUCGCCGACGUUACCUCCCUGGAGGACCCUUUCAUCGCGAAUCCUCCUCCACGCAUAUCACGACGACCCAGACGGCCCUACGCAUCAAGUCUGGAUCUCAUCUCGCGAUCUCGCAUCCUGACGCCUGUGGGCAGUCCUGUCUGUAUCCUCCAUCCUGAGCGCGUACGGGAAGUACAGAAGGAACUCGACGAGUCAAAGUCAGAAAUGGAGUUGAGAGCCAUAAUGAAGAAGGUGGAUGGUGUGGAGAUGGGUCGUUGGCGUUAUUUCUAG
This is a messenger RNA of Alternaria triticimaculans, 2061 nucleotides long. RefSeq lists its product as uncharacterized. The record is from RefSeq and is a predicted model, not a curated record. The coding region runs from base 1 to 2061 and encodes 686 amino acids. Lineage: Eukaryota; Fungi; Ascomycota; Dothideomycetes; Pleosporales; Pleosporaceae. The transcript is spliced from 3 exons.